Messenger RNA from Paraglomus occultum, 1326 nucleotides. NCBI's taxonomy places the organism in Eukaryota, Fungi, Glomeromycota, Glomeromycetes, Paraglomerales, Paraglomeraceae. The record is from the annotation of a GenBank genome assembly.
AUGACCACAGUUAUCAAAGACCAACCAAAUGUCAACAACCGUAAAAAGCCUGCGUCUAGAUUAGUUUACAAUCUCGUAACAAAACAAAAAGCACCUUACGGUGAAUGUGGCAAAUGUCAUCGACCAUACACCCAUCGCAAUUGGUGUCCAUCUUGUCAAAAAAUUAUCUUUUGCAACGAAUUCACCAAAUGGACCAGUGGAAAUAAACUCAUCGACGACUUGAUCAAAGAAACUCAAUUGAAUGCUCAAGAUAAAACAGAAUAUAUAGAAUGGAUACCAUACAAACAGUUCACCGAUGUAAACUACUUGACCACGGGAAGUUUUGCUAAAAUAUAUACGGCAACAUGGAAAGGUGGGUUGAGGCAAUUGUGGGAUGAAAAGACGCAGCAGUUUGUUAGACAUGGAGAUCGAAAAGUUGUGCUAAAGGAGGUGCUGAUGGAACCUAACAAGAGUUCUGACAUCAAAGCUUACAUUGAACAAAUGCGCCUCAACCUUGCUUGCAAACAUAGUCACAACAUUCUCCCUCUUUACGGAAUAACCCAAAACCCACAAUCCAAGUUAUACAUGCUGGUUAUUCAAUACGCAAGUGGGGGUGAUUUCUCGCGCCAUCUGUCAACACAUUUCUCAUCGCUCACCUGGGAACCUAAAUUGCUAAUGUUGACCGAAAUAGCUCGUGGAUUGCAGGUGAUACAUUCAGCUGGACUGAUUCAUCGUAGUCUCCACGCUAGCAAUAUACUCUAUAGAGGCAACGAUCCCACUAUUGCCGACCUGGGCAUAUGCGGACCUCUGAACAAGGCACAUGAUAGUAAAUAUGCAUGUGUUCCAUACACGGCACCCGAGGUCCUUGGAGGGGCUGAAUAUACUCGGAAAUCAGACAUGUUCAGCUUGGGCAUUCUAAUGUGGCAGAUAACAUCUGGAGAUAAACCGUAUUUGGACAUGCUAUCUUCCGACAAGGUCAAUCUCGCCAAUUAUAUCAAACGGGGACUGCGGCCGUCUGUCAUGGCCAACACUCCCGAAUGUUAUGUCAAGCUUAUGAAAAAAUGUUGGGACGAUGAACCCGACAAUAGACCCGACAUUGAAGAAGUAAUCGAAACUUUGCGCGAAUGGGUAUCGGCGAUAAAAAACGAGAGAGAAAAUAGAAAAAGAAAAAAUGAAGAAAAUAAUCGUACAAAGAAUUGCGCGACUGUUGGUAGCGCAGUAGGUGGAAUGUUUCUGGAUGCGGACGUGGUUACAACGACUAGAGUAUGUGCUGAUAAAAAUAGCAGCGGGGCGUCUGAUGAGAUGUAUAAAAGUUAUGACCUAUGCGUUCUUACUUUGAAUGAAUAA